UUUUUUCACAUCAUAGGUGUACAAACCGAAAGUGCAAAUUCAAAACCAAAUCAACCCUCCCGUCAAUAUGGCUACCGCCCAGGGACAGGACAUCAUUCGUUGCGAGUUAUGCUUUAACUCGGUGGAACAUCAUUGUAAUCUUUGUCAUGUAGAUCUCUGUUCUACCUGCAUACCAAAUCACAUGGCUGACAAGUCACGAAGGCAUGAAAUUGUUGAGUUUCUUUACAGAAAGAAAGGACCCGUCUUACCGCCGUGCCUAUCCCACAAGAAAAACCAUUGCGAGAUGUAUUGCCAAGACUGUAAGACACCGACUUGUACACAGUGUGUUACAAGUACACACAAAAAGCAUGACAUUACUGAAAUUAGUGAGGUUCUCGAGAAUCUUACACGGCAAAUUAUUGCUGACACAAAAGAACUGGAAAACAUCAUUGUUCCAAAAUACAGAAAUGUAAGUCCCGUCGGAUCUGCAACAGAAUAUGAACGAGUUUUAAUCGCUAUACAAAACCAAGACGAAAAAAUCUGCAAAGCUGUACAUAUAGUUUGCAACAACCUCAAAAAUCAGGUGAUCAAUCAAAAGAAAGAAGCUGAAAAGAAGAACACAGAAAAUCAGUCAGUUACAGGCAAAACUGAAAGGGAAAUUAAUGAGGUCAUCAAACAAAACAACUAUAUUCUGAGAUCUAAUGAUGCCACAGCCUUAUUGGACUACCAAUCAAAAAACCAUAACUUUAGAUCAGGUCCCAGUGUCACAGAACUGCCUUGUAACUUAAACUUUUUUCCCUGUCCCGUCAAAGAAAGCAACAUACUGCAAAUAUUUGGUUCCCUUCAGAACACCAAUACACCAAUCAAACAACCUGAAAAAAGAAAGAUUUUAGUCAAACCUACAAUAUUAGACACUAUUCAAAGUCCUUAUGGUAGAUCUUCAACAAAACUCUUUGAAAUACAUUGUGGAGAAGAAGAUACAAUCUUGUUGAGUGGAAGCCAUGGCACAUUCAAAAACAUAGACAGGACUGGGGCCAUUCUAUAUUCAUUUGAAAGUCUUCAUAAUGUUAUAGCAUUGUCCAUGAAUUUGCAGGGGGAACCAGUGUUUUCAACAGGUUGGUCUAGUACAAAUUUGUAUAUUUACAAGAACAAUACAAUGGAGAUACUGUUGAAUCUAUCAGAAUGGUACCCGAGAGGUCUCACCUACACAGCAGCUGGACAACUACUGGUGAGCAUGCGUUCUCAAGAUAUGAAAGAAAGUAGAGUAAUGAGCUACUCAGGAUUUACUGAACUCCAAAAGAUUCAGUAUACCAGUCAGGGUCAGCCUAUAUUUUCUACUGGCAGAGAAGGUCAUCUUCAGCUGACUGUAAGUAGACAUGGAGAAUUCUGUGUGGCUGAUCGCAAUAUGCAAGCCGUAAUUGGUGACGGUAACUUUUUAUGUUACAUAGAUCACAUGAGCAAUGGAGGAAUAAGUGUUGACAGUGAUCACAAUUUGGUUAUUGGAGACAGGGAUAGUGGAAAAAUCCAAAUCAUCAAAUACCUUGAAUAAAGACCUACAGGAUACUGCAACAUUCCGCGGACUUACACCUGCA
This is a messenger RNA of Saccostrea cuccullata (small rock oyster), 1571 nucleotides long. RefSeq lists its product as uncharacterized. NCBI's taxonomy places the organism in Eukaryota, Metazoa, Mollusca, Bivalvia, Ostreida, Ostreidae. Gene Ontology annotation, molecular function: zinc ion binding. Bases 68 to 1528 code for a protein of 486 amino acids. The transcript has 2 exons. The record is from RefSeq and is a predicted model, not a curated record.